AUGGAAACAUCAGUUGCUGCGUUGGUAACAGUUUCAAUCGCCAUAGUUCUUGUGUCGUGGUGGGUAUGGAGAACUUUGAAGUGGGUUUGGUUUAAACCUAAGAUGCUUGAGAGUUACCUGAGAAGACAAGGUCUUCCCGGAACUCCUUACACUCCUCUUGUCGGCGAUUUGCAGAGGAAUUUCACCAUGUUGACAGAGGCAAGUUCCAAACCCAUCAAACUAACCGAUGAUAUCACUCCACGUGUCGUCCCUUAUCCUCUGCAAAUGCUCAAGACUCACGGAAGGACUUUCUUUACAUGGCUUGGACCUAUACCAACCAUCACCAUUAUGGAUCCUGAGCUAAUCAAGGAAGUGUUCAACAAAGUUUAUGAUUUCCCAAAGACUCAUACUUUCCCUUUGGGUAGAUUGAUAGCCACUGGACUCGCUAAUUAUGAUGGUGAUAAAUGGGCGAAACAUCGAAGAAUCAUUAAUCCAGCUUUCCACCUUGAGAAGAUCAAGAACAUGGUCCCUGCGUUCCACCAGAGCUGCGGCGAGAUUGUUGGCGAAUGGGGCAAGUUAGUCUCUGAUAAAGAAUCGUCAUGUGAGGUGGAUGUUUGGCCUUGGCUUGUGAGUAUGACUGCAGAUGUGAUCUCUCGUACUGCUUUUGGCAGCAGCUACAAAGAAGGGCAGAGGAUAUUCGAGCUCCAAGCAGAACUAGCGCAGCUCAUCAUACAAGCUUUUCGGAAAGCGUUUAUCCCUGGAUAUAGUUAUCUCCCAACAAAGGGUAAUAGAAGGAUGAAAGCAGCAGCUAGAGAAAUUCAAGUUAUACUGAGAGGGAUCAUUAACAAGAGGUUAAGAGCGAGGGAAGCUGGGGAAGCACCGAGUGACGAUUUGCUAGGUAUACUUCUUGAAUCGAAUUUGGGGCAAGCUAAAGGAAAUGGAAUGAGCAUUGAGGAUGUAAUGGAGGAGUGCAAGUUAUUCUAUUUCGCCGGGCAAGAGACUACUUCYGUACUUCUMGUCUGGYCAAUGGUURUGUUAAGCCAACACCAAGACUGGCAGGCUCGCGCAAGAGAAGAAGUUAGGCAAGUUUUUGGCGAUAAAGAACCCGAUACAGAAGGCCUGAACCAACUCAAAGUUAUGACGAUGAUAUUAUAUGAGGUGCUUAGGCUGUAUCCUCCCGUAACUCAGCUGACGCGAGCCGUUCACAAAGAGAUGAAGCUAGGAGAUCUGACAUUACCAGGCGGUGUUCAGAUCAAUCUACCGAUUCUGCUAGUCCAACACGACACCGAGCUAUGGGGCAACGGUGCAGAGGAGUUCAAGCCCGAGAGAUUCAAAGACGGUCUCUCAAAGGCAACAAAAGGCCAAGUCUCCUUCUUUCCGUUCGCGUGGGGACCAAGGAUAUGCAUUGGCCAGAAUUUUGCUCUGUUGGAAGCAAAGAUGGCAAUGUCAUUGAUUCUACAGAGAUUCUCCUUUGAGCUAUCUCCUUCCUAUGUUCAUGCUCCUUACACUGUCAUCACCAUUCACCCACAAAUAUGGUACCUGCGUUUCAUAAAAGUUGUCUGUGUAUGGGAGAAGUUAGUUUCAGGUAAAGGGUUUUCGUGUGAAGUCGAUGUUUGGCCAUGGCUAGUGAAUCUUUCUGCGGUUGUGAUCUCUCGAGCUGUGGGGCAACGAUGCAGCGGAGUUCAGGCCCGAGAGAUUCAAAGACACUAUCUCAAAGACAACAAAGAACCAAGUCUCAUUUUUCCUCUUUGGAUGGGAACCGAGGAUAUGCAUCGGCCAGAGUUUUGCCAUGUCGGAGGCAAAUAUGGCAAUGGCACCAAAAUGGUGGUGGCCUAG
Arabis nemorensis is the source of this 1815-nucleotide messenger RNA. NCBI's taxonomy places the organism in Eukaryota, Viridiplantae, Streptophyta, Magnoliopsida, Brassicales, Brassicaceae. The record is from the annotation of a GenBank genome assembly.